Messenger RNA from Sipha flava (yellow sugarcane aphid), 2927 nucleotides. Its product is annotated as regulator of G-protein signaling 11. The coding region runs from base 471 to 2837 and encodes 788 amino acids. NCBI's taxonomy places the organism in Eukaryota, Metazoa, Arthropoda, Insecta, Hemiptera, Aphididae. The record is from RefSeq and is a predicted model, not a curated record. The transcript is spliced from 16 exons. Gene Ontology annotation, biological process: regulation of G protein-coupled receptor signaling pathway; G protein-coupled receptor signaling pathway; intracellular signal transduction.
CGUUUACGGCGCGCGCGAUCGCACACCCGUUGUCGGUGUCGUCGUCGCCGGCGGCGGCGGUGGUGGUGGUGGUGGUGGCGGCGGUCGUCGUCGCGGUUGCGGUCGUGUCGGUGACCACCUCGCGGCGAUACUGACCGUUCGCGACAUCGCCGCGGCCGGGGAGAGGCCCGCGACCGCGUUGAACGCGUGACGGGACGCGACGUGAGCAACAACAACUUUGGGCCGUCGUCGCCGCCACCGCACCGUGACCAGCAGCGCGCCUCGUCGUCGGGUCAACAGCGAGACACAGCCCUGGAUUCCAAUUCUCAUGGCCUGAGUUUCAAGUGGCCUCGGAAAAUGUUGAGGAAUUGUUUUUUCGAUCAAAUGAACGGGUAACGAGUGUCCAAAACAAUGAGGGGGCGGGGCCAGAGACCGAUGGAGCCAGGGUAAGCGACACAUUUACGCGACCCAGCCCCCCCGCCCCCAACAACAUGGAUAAAUCGGAUCGUAGACGCAGGCCUUUUGCCUUCGACAAGAUGGAGGGGCUGGUCAGAGAGAUGAAAGACGAAGAGACUGGGGUGCGUGUAAAAAGUCAAAAGUUAUUUCUCACUUCGAUUCCUUCUGCUUUUGCCGGUUAUAACAUAAUUGAAUGGCUAAUGGAUCGUUUAACUGUCGACGAGACUGAAGCGGUUCAUAUAGCCAACAUGUUAUGUCAAUACGGAUACUUUUUCCCCGUAAAUGACUCAAAAACUCUUACUCUAAAAGAUGACAGUUCUCUAUACAGAUUUCAAAUUCCGUAUUAUUGGCCAUGUUCCCAAAAAAAUCCUGAUAAUGUAGAAUAUGCAAUAUACCUAUCAAAACGACUGCUGAGAAACAAACAACGGCAUGCUUUGGAAGACUAUGAAAUGGACUCGUUAAACAGCUUGAAAAAAAACCUACAAAACAAAUGGGAAUUUAUUACGAUGCAGGCUGAAGAACAAGUGCGAUUGAGCAAGGACAGGAAAAAAGGCGAAAAAAUAGUGACUGAUAGUCAAGAAAGGGCAUUUUGGAGAGUACAUCGACCUCCUCCAGGAUGUGUGAGUGUUAUGGAACAAAUACCAAUAAAAAUUGGUGGCAGCUUUUCGUCAAAAAAAAAAAGAAGUUCUGAAGAUCUCCGGAGAGAAGUGGAAUUAUUAAGAAAUUGCAUCGGAAGAACCCGAGUCAAAACAUCAGUAGCGUUGGAUGGUCUUGUAUCUUUCGGUGAGACUUAUCAUGAAUAUGACCCACUACUCACUGGUGCACAGCCAUCGAAUCCUUGGGUAACAGACGACGCGACGUUUUGGACAUUUAAUUGUCCUAUGGUGGAAGCUAUUACUGAAAAACGCAUAAAACGAUGGGCUUUGUCAAUGGAAGAUUUAGUAUCCGAUGCAACAGGUCUUCACGAGUUUACGAACUAUCUUCGAAAAGAAUACAGCCACGAAAACAUAAGGUUUUGGUUAGCAGUCAAUGAUUUGAAGCGAUGUUGUCAGUCACAAAUCCUGCAAAGAGUUAAAGAAAUAUAUGACGAGUUCCUUGCGCCAGGUGCUCCAUGUGAAAUUAAUAUAGAUGGUAAAACGAUGGAGAGAACUCAUAAAGAAAUGCAAGUUCCAUCAAGAUUCACUUUUGAUAGUGCUGCAGAACAUGUGUAUACGUUACUUCUGAAAAAAGACUGUUACCCUAGGUUCAUUCGAUCAGAUCAUUACAAGAAUUUACUCGCUAAUGGAGUUCAGCCUUCGGCUAGACGAAGAUUUUUCGGACUAGUCGGCGGCGCUGCCAACAAAAAGGCGGAUUGCAAAGAACGCGUAAGAGGUACAGGAUGUUCAAACCAACAGGGCACAUCAUCGUCAGUGUUGCAAGCAAAUCAAUCGUCGUCUUGCAGCAGCGCAAAGCGAAGGGGCAGCGACAGAAGUCUGACUAGCUCACCACACGAACUUCCGAUAAAUUCCAUGAAAGUCUUGCAAUCCCAUAGUCAGUCAAAUCUCAGUGACAUACCAUAUAGGGGAGAUUUACCUUGCACACCUUCCUCUCCAAGUUCCAACCAAGACAACCUGAGCGGGGCCGAAGAGUGCGGCGGUGAACUGCAACCGAUGGCGGACGACGUGUGCCCGUGGGACGUAGCCGACGGUAACGACAAGAAACGGUCGAUGCCCAUAGUGGAGGAACGCGAGCGCAAGCUGUCCACGUCGUCGUCACGCAAGAACUCAGGCGGUGGUUACGCGACGUACGACUCGGCGAGCGCCGACGAGAGUCAAUCCGAUUCGGUGGCCAGCCGCCUGAGACGGAGUUGCGGUCUUGGCAGCGACGGCGGCGGUAGCGGGGACAAACGCCGCGGAUCGUCGGCCACGUGUACGCCGCAGCAGACGGUCGACCGGCCGUCGGUGUCUUCGGCCGAGGAUAUUGACCUCGGGCCGUCACCCGAGAGCAGGUCGCCGGAGAAGUUGAUACCGUCGCCGCACGAACAGCCGUCGUCAUCGUCGUUAGACGCCAAGUCCAACCGGAAGAAGCUAUUGAAGUCGCUGUCGUUGGCCAGGAAACAAAGCGUCACGCCCGUGAUCAACGUCAGCUCGGUAGACAGAACCACCGACAGCGGACGAGGCGCGAACGCGGCUGAGGACACGGCCGCACUCACGUCCACCGUGGCCGUAUCAGUGGAAGCGGCCGCCGAUGGUACUGGAGCCAGCGGCGACGGUCGCCAUCCACCCGAAACCGCUGCGGAGUCCGAAUCGGCGGCAGCGUCGUCCAACAGCGACGGCAACGACGUGUGUCCGUGGGAAGACGAGCAGAACCAGGACAAAGGCGGCCGAUUUUUAAAGGUAUACGAAACCUACGGUUUUCUGUAAACGGUUUCUGUCAUUGAUCCAAAAUUCUAUAUAUAAAUAUAUGUAUAAAUUUAUCGGAAUUGUUUUUCGCCAAAUGAAAAUUUUUUUUUU